AUGGCGGCGUCCAUGCUAUGCUGCAGGACGGCAAUGUUAUGUCGGACUUUUAAGGGACUUUCAUGUUCAAAACCUGUACUUUCCGCGUCCUCUCUGCUGCAGACAGCGUCCUAUAACCCCAGACCGUUAAAGCUCAACCUCCGUGAUCCGUACAUCCCGGACAAGGACAGCCAGAAGACACCGGAGUGGCAGAAGUCGGCCCGGUACGACAGGAAGCUGUUCGGUCGGUACGGGUCGGCGUCGGGCAUCGAUCCUGCCUCUCUGUGGCCCAGCGACGAGGAGCUGGAUAAGAUCAUCGCAGAGGAGAAGGAGUGGCAGCCACCGCUAGACGUGAUGCUGAAGAACAUCGAGGUCAGGGAGAAGGAGGAAACCAAGAAGCGGCUGGAGAGGGAGAAGCUCAUAGCAGCUAACAUGGCCAAAAUGCCCAAGAUGAUAGCUGACUGGCGCAAAGAGAAGCGUGAAGCCAAGCUCAAGCUGAAGGCGGAGAAAGCUCGCCGUGCAAAGUUGCUGGUCGAGGCCAGAGAGCGUUUUGGCUACAACGUGGACCCCCGCAGCCCCAAGUUCUUGGAACUUAUUGCUGAAAUCGAAAAGGAAGACAAGAGGAAGAAGAAACUCCUGAAACGCAGACAGAGAGAGGAGCAGGUAUCAGCGGCACCCCCGGUCAAACCUCCUGCUGCCUCCUCGUAGUCUUGGACCGAGUCAUUUCAGACAGAACUAUCUGCUGGGCCUCGGUCGAACUGUGUUGAAUGAGAUGGACGGUGUGCUGCAGCUCAGUCGGACAUUUAAGAGUUUCUAAGUUACAGUUCCUGUUUGUGUUGUCUCAUGUUCCCUUUAAAGAAAACACCAUCCAUGAUCUUUUUCUUCUGUAAAAAAUGACCUGAAAUAAAUUAAUUUCUUUACAAACUGAA
Molecule: messenger RNA, 908 nt
Organism: Epinephelus moara (kelp grouper)
Lineage: Eukaryota; Metazoa; Chordata; Actinopteri; Perciformes; Serranidae
Gene: gadd45gip1
Product: growth arrest and DNA-damage-inducible, gamma interacting protein 1
Exons: 2
Coding region: 1-687 (228 amino acids)
Cellular component (GO): nucleus
Source: RefSeq, a predicted model, not a curated record